AUGGGACAAAAAAAUAGUAGAAUAAAAAUCACAGAAACUGAUAAAGCUAUCUUACAAUUGAAAACUUCGAAGGAUCAAAUCCAUCGAUACACUAAAAAGACAAAUCAAUACAUUCAACUCGAAAAAUCUCAAUUAAAACAAUUAAUUCAAAAUGAUCCUCAAAAUUAUAAAAAAAAUUUGAAAAUACGAUUUCUUUUGAAAAGAAUUCAUUAUCAAGAACAUCUUUUACAACAAGCUAUGGAUCAACUAAUAAAUUUGGAAAAUAUGGUUUCCACUUUAGAAUUUAAAUUAGUAGAGACUCAAUUUAUUAAUGGGUUGAAAAAUGGUAACGAAAUACUAACAAAACUAAAUAAAGAAUUUACUAAUGUUGAUACUUUAAUGGAUAAUGUACAAGAACAAAUUCAAUAUCAAGAUGAAAUUACAAAUAUUUUAUCAAAAAGUAUCGUAGGCGUAGAUUUCGAAGAUGAAUUAGAUAAAGAAUUAGAUAUGAUUGAAAAUAAUUUAAAUUCAAAUCAAGAUAUUCAAUUACCUUCAUUAAAGGAUGCCCCUUUGAAAGACCCAUCGUUAAAUGCACCUGUGCCUGUGAAAACCGCACCUGUCGAAGACCCCUCAUCGAAAGAAGAACCAUUAUUAGCAUAA
Molecule: messenger RNA, 639 nt
Organism: Henningerozyma blattae CBS 6284
Lineage: Eukaryota; Fungi; Ascomycota; Saccharomycetes; Saccharomycetales; Saccharomycetaceae
Gene: VPS20
Product: ESCRT-III subunit protein VPS20
Exons: 1
Coding region: 1-639 (212 amino acids)
Biological process (GO): vesicle budding from membrane; late endosome to vacuole transport via multivesicular body sorting pathway
Cellular component (GO): multivesicular body; ESCRT III complex
Source: RefSeq, a predicted model, not a curated record